Lachancea fermentati is the source of this 783-nucleotide messenger RNA. NCBI's taxonomy places the organism in Eukaryota, Fungi, Ascomycota, Saccharomycetes, Saccharomycetales, Saccharomycetaceae. The record is from the annotation of a GenBank genome assembly.
AUGAAAGUGCUUCUGGUCAGUGCGCAUCCUGAGGAGCGUUCCUUAAACGCAAGCCUCCGAAAGGUAGCCAUUACUCAACUCAAAGCCGAUGGACAUGAUGUUCAAGUAUCCGAUCUUUAUUCUUCAGGCUGGAAAGCUGUUGUAGACAGAUCCGACUUUCCUGAUCUUUCAAACGAAGACCGUCUUCAAAUAUCGGCAGCAUCAGGGGCAGCCUAUCAAUCGGGAAAGUUGACAUCUGAUGUGAAAAGCGAACAAGAGAAAAUGCUUUGGGCUGAUAUUCUUAUCUUACAGUUUCCGCUUUGGUGGUUUUCGAUGCCAGCGAUAAUGAAAGGUUGGGUUGAAAGAGUGUUUUCCUUGGGAUUUGCAUAUGGUGUUGGCGAGUACAGCGCAACGAGAUACGGCGACAGAUACGGCGAUGGUCCUUUUGUCGGAAAACGUGCUAUGCUUAUGGUAACUAUGGGUGCCAUGGAGGAACACUUUAGUGGCAGAGGGAUCAAUGGACCAAUUGAUGAUGUUCUUUUCCCUAUUAAUCAUGGUAUUUUAUACUAUCCAGGAUUUGAAAUUCUUCCUCCAUUUUUGGUCUAUCGCGCAGACCGCUUGGACAAAACAGGUUUUGAAGCAAUUGCUGAAAAAUUGAAGGCAAAGAUGAAAAGUAUUACAACAGCUUCACCAAUUCCCUACAGAAGGCAAAACGGUGGUGACUACACCAUGCCUACUUUACAGUUAAAGCCAGGAUUGGAGAAAGAAGGAAAUGUAGGAUUUGCUUUACACAGACAGGAAUAG